GCAGCACGGCUAGUGGUGUACAAAAAUCAGUUGGCAGGCGCAAAUAAAAAAAGAAACUGUGUGUUUUCGGGAUUUCAUUUUUUAUCAUCAUCUCCCCCUCCGCCCCCGCGAUUCGGACUUGGAUUCGGAAUCCACGCUCCGCCUGGCCACCUGCUCCUCCGUUCCGGGGACCAUGGACCAUCACACGUACGCCAAGAGCGGAUCAAAAAAGUGGUCCGCGGAUGAGAAACGCGAUUUGGUGGUGCAACGGAUUGCGGCGGAUGAGCUGUUCUCGCGGUAUUCGCCCAAACACGCGGAGCCAUGGAAGAAAUUCAAGGACAUGGCCAAGAUCGGCGACUUCAGCGAGAUAGCCCUGCGCAAGCAAUGGUUCUCCAUGGUGCAGCGCUACCGCAUCCACAAGGCCAACGCACUGGGCGCCCCGCUGAACAAGCAGAGCAUCGAGGAGCUGAACAAGGAGUGGGAGUUCUUUGGCUCCAUUCACGCCUACAUGAACCAGAAGACCGCCGACCUGCACUCGUACGCCCUCAAGGAGCCGAAUGUGGAGCCGCCCAAUAACAACCUGGCCAUCGCGAGCGUCUAUUCCUGCGACGAGGCCCAGCUAUCGCCUCUGAUGCUCGGCGUGCUCAAUGAUCACAACUUUGGCGAACGCUCGCCGCCCAAUGGCGACACCACCGACGACAUGGACGACGCCACGUCGCCCUGCCAUCGGAGUAGCAAUCACAAUAAGGACGGCAACAACGAUGAGCUGGACAGGCUGCUGGCCGAGGCCACCAUGCGCAAGGAUGCAGAAAGUGGAGGCGGAGGCGGCGGCGGCGACGAGGAUGUGUGCAUGCUCCAUCUGCACGAGAUGGAAUGCGGCCCCGUGAUGAUUGGUGGCGAGGUGUCGCUAUCCAAUAGUCGCUACAACGACUUCGAUGAGUCGGUUGUGAAGACCGAGGAAUUGGAGCAGCCGCCGGUGGUCAAAACAAUGAAGAAACGCCACCAACGCAAGGUGCUCAGCGAGAAGGACAAGUAUUACAGGCACCGUCGUCGCUACGAGCUGCGAAUGGAGAAGCGGCUGAUGGGUUUGUGCACCGUGGUGGGUCAACUGCUGAAGCAGUUUGCGCCCCACAUGGAUGUCCAGCCGCUGUUGUCACUGGGCAGCGACAUGGCCCCAAUGGCCAGCAGUAGCAGCGAUGAGGAGGAGAACGACGCGGAGGACGACGCGGAGGAGGAGGAGGAGCUGGAAAUCGAAGCGGAGGACGAUGUGGCACUCAGAAUCUGAGCCACUCAACUGUUUUGUGUUAGUUCCUAGCUUUUGGAUCGAGUAUACCGAGUAUGUGUGUGUGUUGUGCGUUCGAAUCCCAUCUCAAAAAAAGGCUCUAUUUAGAUAGACACGUUAAGUGAUAACGAAAAAAACUGAAUACAUUAAUCAAAUAUGAAAGAAUGUAAGCACUAGAUAAGCAGAAAGCAAACCAAAUACAAUACGUAUGGAAAUGUAAA
Drosophila takahashii is the source of this 1482-nucleotide messenger RNA. RefSeq lists its product as uncharacterized. Lineage: Eukaryota; Metazoa; Arthropoda; Insecta; Diptera; Drosophilidae. The record is from RefSeq and is a predicted model, not a curated record.